AGUGAUUUCAUUUGUUUACGUAUCAGUUGACUACUUCUUUCAUAAUCGGCAUAUACGAACGGACUCAUACAGCGUUGCAAAUGUACACUCGUUCACGCACACACCGGCACGCACAUUUAGCGAAGACGAAAUGGAAUUGAAUGUGUAAGUAGCGACCUCUGCGUCCAUGUGUUAUUGAAGUCUGACAGCCGGGUACACAUGUUGAACUGAUAAAUAGAUUCGACAGAAAAACAGCGUGGACGAGAAUCUUCGGCAGUAGUGAAAUUUGGGCCAAUCGACACGUUUAAUUUUAUACGUACAAAAUGACUGAGAAAACAAUUAAAAUACAAAAGAAUAAAAAUAAGCAGCCGAAAUUGAAAGCCAGACAAAAGAAAGUACAAUCCGAUUCGGAUAUUUCCGAUUCUGAGGCAUUGGGAAAAGCACCAAAAAUCGACGAGAAACAAAUUUCAUCAGAAGUUACGGACUUGUUGGCAUCGCUGAAAAGGGAGCAUGGCAUCGAAGAUGAACCAGUCGUAGCAGCACCAAAAGGCAAGGAGAAACUAGCCGAAAAGGGUAACAAAAAUAAAAAAGAUGCAAAAAACGCGCGAAACGCAGCACCAGUUGCCGCGAAAAAAGCCAAGGGACAACAACCUGAGAAAAAGUUAGCCGUUAAACAGGAGAAACCGAAAGCAAAUGAGAAUAAAAAGCAAAAACCAUUGAAAGCUAACGAUGGCGCUAAAAAAGAAGCAAAACCAAGCGUUGUGGCUCAAUCACAAGAAAAAUCUCCCAAGAAAAAGAAGAAUAAGAAUCAAAAACGUGCAGCUGAGAAUGUUAACGUAAAAAGUGAAACCACCGACGAACCACCAGUGAAGAAAACCAAGCAAAAUGCAGCACAAAAUCAAACGAAGAAACAAAAACAGAAGCAAAAUCAAGGUGAAGCCAAGCCUGCUGUUAAAAAGGAGCCGAAGGUAAAAGUCGAAGAAAGCGAAAAAGCGGAGGAAGAGAAAGAAACUGAAGAAGAAGCCGUUAAGAAAGACCAUCACUUGAAGUCAGCAGUGCCAGUAUUCGUUGGAAAUUUGCCGGUCAACAUUAAACGGCUCAAGUUGUUGAAAAUGUUCAAGAAAUUCGGAACGAUUUUGUCUAUUCGUUUCCGCACCAACACGGGAAAAUCGUUCCUUCGCAAGGCUCAAUUGGAAAAGGUGCCACAUUUGAUUGCAUUCAUUUACUUUGAUUCACGCGAAGCUGCCGAAGCCAGUGUUGCGCUCAGUGGUGAGAAAAUCGGAGACAAUGUCAUCACCGUUGAUGUGGACUCAAAAGAAAAAAUUGCAAAUAUUAAGCCACAAAAUACGGUCGUUAUUGGAAACUUGAGAUACGCGGUCACAGAUCACGUUUUGCGUGAAGCGUUCAAAUGUUGCGGUGAAAUCGAGCACAUUCGUGUCGUUCAAUCGGAUAAAGGUUGCAAAGGUAUUGCAUUCAUUCGUUUUGCCCAGCCCGAAUCGUGUGCAUUGGCAAUCAAAUUGAACGGCACUUCAAUUUUGGAUCGUGAAGUUCGCGUCGAGAAAUAUAAGGCAAACAAAUCACCUGGCGAAAAGAAUGUAAAAAAGGCGAAAACACCGAAACCAGUCCAGAAGAAGAAAGCAGCAAAUGCAACAAAAAAGAAUGCUGCCGACAAAGCCGCACCGACCGAAGAUAGCGACAAAAAGAAAAAGAAGAAGAAUAAAGAAUUUUUGGGAGUGAAAAGCAAUGACGCAAAAAAGAAUAAGGUGAACAAGAAGAAGAAGAACAAGUUGAGCAACGAGAAGCGUUUGGCAUUGAAAGUAGCACCCAAAGCAGAAAAAGCAUAAGGAUGCCUUGACAAAUUCCGUUUUAUUUUUAACUUAAUGUUUACGCAACAUUUUUUGAACUGUAAUAUUUCUUAAUGAAAUACAACACUUUAUUCAUUGAAAAUUUUAAUUGAAUAAAUACGAUAUUCAAUACAUUAGUCAAAA
Sitodiplosis mosellana (orange wheat blossom midge) is the source of this 1967-nucleotide messenger RNA. RefSeq names its product RNA-binding protein 34-like. The record is from RefSeq and is a predicted model, not a curated record. Gene Ontology annotation, molecular function: RNA binding. The transcript is spliced from 4 exons. NCBI's taxonomy places the organism in Eukaryota, Metazoa, Arthropoda, Insecta, Diptera, Cecidomyiidae. The coding region runs from base 303 to 1823 and encodes 506 amino acids.